GAAGACCCCACCGACGCCGCCUCUUGCUCCUUCUGCCCAUGCUCCUGCCUCAUCGCUGAGGGCCGUCCGGGAGAACAGUCCACGGUCUUCUUCUUGUAUUGGACACUUCCCAGUCAUCACCCAUUCUUAUUCAGCGAGCGGGUUAGCAGGUUUUAGCCGCUUCAGCAUCUGGUACGUUAACGCUCCCCGUUGCCUUUUCACAGCUAUAGGGUGAAACCGCUAGCGUAUUUUUUUCUUUUCUUUAUGCGAGGUCCGUUUAAAUUACGUUGCUCGUUUGGCAUUUCCACCCAGAGAGAGUGGGGGGGAAACACAAACACAUUUAGGUGCAGACAACGCGACUACAUGCCACGAACGACGAGAACCGCUAGAUGUCUGAAAUAAGCAGCAGCAGCAGCGGCAGCGGCGGCGGCGGCGGCGGCGAGCCAUGCUGAAAAGGACCGGUGGUUGAAAAUAACGCAGAUUUGGGAUUUCACCCAGAAAUACAACUGGCACAGCAAGGUUUUCCACAAAACAGGAAGCCAGACUUCAGCCUCUGCACAUCACUCCGUCCAGCACUUUUGCCUUUCCUUGGCGCAGCUUUGUCCCUGGAUCAACCGUCGUCAUAAAAAUCGUUCCAUCGGAAGAACAUCGGACAAUCUGCUAUGAUUACUUCUCCCAAAGUUAUUUUUGACUUUAUCAUUGUGUUUCUUUUUCAUCUCUAUGGGCACAGAGAGGAGCAGUGAAAGGACUUCUCGAUUGGCUGUUGGACUAUUUUGUAAUUUCUAAAUACUACUGAGAUCAGUCAGACUUGACAGAACCCCCUCAACUACAGAACUGACAUUUAGAAGGCGAUGGCAUGGAAUGCUGGACUCUCAUUGGAACAGCGUCAUGAAAUGUGUGAAAUGUUUUUCAUCUUAGAAUUUAAACUUCUUAUUCCGACUUUUUAAAACUUUGUGUUAGGGGGGAGAGUGCAGAGGAAGGACAUCAGACGAGUGCUUUAAACUCCUCCGAGAGCCUCAGUGAAACAGACAAUGGACUAAAAGGGGGGGAAAAGGAGAGGAGAGACCUUGAAACGUAGAGAGACGAGUGUAGCGAACCUCGAGAGAAAAGCAAAAAGAGAAAAGAACAAAAAAAGAACAGAAGAGAGAAUUCUAAUAAAAUUGGCAGAUAACAGAGGAACCGAGCAGCGAAGGAGAAAAGAGGGGUAUUUUUUUGGUCUAGGAUGGCUAGAGACGUGAUGAAACACCCUUCAGGCCAGACCUCCUCCCUUCUACUGCCCCUCCUCCCUCUCCUCCUUCCAGCUUCCCUCCCUCUCUCCGCUGCUCUCAGCUAGUCUGCCGGUAUUCUUAGGCUGAGCAGCUUCAGUGCAACAAGAGAGGUAGAAAAAGAGAGAAAGCAGACCGCUGGAGCCGAGCUCGUCAUUCACACAGAUGGCAGAGAAAAGGAGAAAGACCUGCUGCAUCCAUCCACACCGUACACUGGAUUUCACUGAAGAUGGACAUUGCAGUUAGCCCCCCCCCCAAAAAAAAGGGAAGGAAAAGAAAGAGGUGGCUUUAAAGACAGUGGAAGCCAGAGAAGGGAAAGUUAGAAAGGAAAGAGGGAGGGAGUGAACAAAGCAUAGAAAGGUGGAAAAAGCAGAGACUGGGAUCGAAGCGGAAGGAGAGAUCACCUCUCGUGGAAAGCAUAGCCAGCAGUCAGGCUACAGCUGUGUGUAAUUCAGCUGUGACUCCUGUGUGUGUGUGUGUGUGUGUGUGUGUGUGUGUGUGUGUGUGUGUGUGUGUGUGUGUGUGUGUGUGUGUGUGUGUGUGUGUGUGUGUGUGUGUGUGUGUGUGUGUGAGACGAGCACAUAGCUGUGAAAAGAGUGGGAGAGAAUCCAGCGGGAGACAGAGAGAACGCGUAGGAGCAUUGCUGAGCGCACAGCUUGACUGUAAGACAAAUUGACUCUGACACAUUGUCCUCCGUCAGAGGGUGUGUGUGUGUGUUUACCAGUCUGAUAUAGUGGGUGAUCUUGUGGUCCAAAGUGUUAGUCAAGGGGUCGUUCCAAUCCCGUUUACAAGGCCUUGUUGGUGUUUUGCGUGGAGGCGGCAGUGCAGAAGGUGGUGGUGGGCUCAGGACAGUGGCAGGUCUAGGGGUGGGGGCGUGGCCAUGGGGGGGCCGCAUCCCAUCCUCCACCCUGCACCGUGACAGGCGCUGGGGCUGGGGGACCUGGGGCGUGGGUCCAUCCAGGGGGCCUUCCAGACUUUCAGAGCUCCGGCCCUGGCUGAGCGGAGGGACGGCCGGAAUGGCAGGAGGUGGAGGUAGCACCGGGGGAGGAGCUGGGAUGGAGAAAGUAGGCAGGGCGAGGUGUUCCCGCAGGGUCUUGGUUCUCCUCGGCUCGCUGGCUCUCGUCUUUCUCACCUCGCUUUUCUUCACCUUCUCGCUCCGUUGGGGCGUCGGCUUCAACUACCUGGAGCCGCCCGGGUGGGAGGAGUCGAGGAGGGUGAAGCUAGUGCCCAGCUACGUGGGCGCACACAGGCUAUCGCCACCUGACACCUCGCAGCAGAAGACGUGUGUCUGCUUACGCUGUGUCGGAGACCCGGGCGUUUCUGAUUGGUUCGACGAGAACUACGAGCCGGAUAUCUCACCUGUUUGGACCAGAGACAACAUCUGGCUUUCCUCUGAUGUCUACUACUGGUGGGUGAUGUUACAGCCCCAGUUUAAACCUCACAGCAUUAAGCAGGUGUUGCAGAAGUUGUUCCAGGUGAUUCCCGGAAGGUCGCCGUACGGCUCAUGGGAUCCAGGACGCUGCCUGCGUUGCGCUGUGGUAGGGAACUCAGGAAACCUCCGCGGGGCCGGAUAUGGGGCGACCAUUGACGAACACAGCUACAUCAUGAGGAUAAACCUGGCCCCCACUGUGGGCUACGAAGAAGACGUCGGCAGCCACACCACUCACCACUUCAUGUACCCGGAGAGCGCCAAGAACCUGGCUGCCAACGUCAGCUUUGUCUUGGUUCCUUUCAAAACUCUGGAUCUUGUCUGGAUCACUAGUGCUCUGUCCUCUGGCCUGAUUCGAUUUACCUACGCUCCAGUGAAGCAGUUCCUCCGCGUAGAUAAGGACAAGGUCCAGAUCUUCAACCCAGCAUUCUUUAAAUACAUCCACGACCGCUGGACCAGACACCAUGGGCGCUACCCCUCCACUGGCAUGCUCGCACUGUUCUUUGCCCUGCAUGUCUGUGACGAGGUGAAUGUGUUUGGUUUCGGGGCAGACAGCAGGGGAAACUGGCACCACUACUGGGAGGAGAACCGCUACUCCGGAGAGUUCAGGAAGACCGGCGUCCACGACGCCGACUACGAAGCCCAGAUCAUCCAGCUGCUGGCGAAGGCUGGCAAGAUCACCGUAUUCCCAGGGAAAUAAGCAGCAAAUCACCCUGUGUAUCCAAUGGUCCAACACUGGUACAGCAACAGACGCUAGAGAGGCUGCUUUAACACGUGUUAGAUAUUCUCGCUUUCACUUCCCUGCUCCAGUUUGGGUUCCCAGUUUGAAGUAAACCAAAAGAUUGCAGUACAGAAGGCAAGACGAAACGGUCACAUACCAAACGAUGUUAUUGCAAUCGCUUUCCCUCAUAUCAAGAAGUCAGCCACCAAUUGAGGCUCUCAUUGGAGAACAUGGUGACUCUUAGGAACCAGGAAGAGGGAACACGUAAAUCCAAAUGUAGUUCUGCUCACUUAGUACUGACCUAAAAGGGAAGUUGAGCCUUACAUUUUACAAUAGAGUAAUUGGCUCUUAGUAGUUUUUAAGGUUUUACCUCUAACGACCAGCGCAAGACCACAGAUCUCAACUCAAGUGAAGGCUGGACAGCAGGAAAACUCAACCAAUCACCACAAAUACUGACUUUGACUGUGUUUGUGUGAGAGAGCCAGGGAGGGAAAGAUCUGACAUGCAAGAGUCCUACUUCUGGACUCGCCUUAGAUGAGUGUGUAAUACUCAUCCGUUAACAAACGCACACUAUACUACCUACUGAAAAGGCCACCGAAACAGCACCGUCAGCAUCCAGGGGACUAUUGUUCUACAGCCCUGUGAUGUCGGACAGUAACAAAGUGUGUGUGUAAAAAAUUACAGUUCUCACCCUCUGAGCAUGAGGCGCCGUACUGCACGCCUGCAGACAAGUUUGCCACAACAGACAAACUGUGGAGCCAUUAGAAACCAUUGUGCGUUGAACACUUUGAGACACGAGGACUAAUCUUACCCCGGGCCAUGAGUUUCAUGAGAAAGCAUUGUUCUUCUCAAGUCCAAUAUGAGGCCAAACGUCAAUUGCCGCUUUUCACUGUCAUAACUCCUCUCAUGUGAUUUCGGCACCACAAGGCGGCGUUACAAGGACGCUGUAGAACGGUUGGUUAUAAGACGAUAGCUGUGUGAUUGCUGUGAGUUCAUAUCGUCUGACUGUCCUCUGAACCCUGCGGGUCCUUACCAGGCUUAGCAAGGCCUCGACACCUUGCAGCACACUCACCGUAACAUGAUCAAGGCUUUCGCCUUUUGCCCAUUCUGGCUCAGAGAGAUCGCUGCGACAUGAGCUUCAGCUCCUGUAGAGCCAGCCAAUCGGGGGCUUAAACGCCACUGACGGCCACAGGCCAAGCUGCAGUCUACAUCCACAUCCAGACACAGGGAGGAGUGUUCUGGGAGGGUGUUGAUUUGACUGCGUGAGACUCUAAUUAGGCCAAAAGGCAGUCUCCUGGGAUCUCGUGUUUGGAUGGAAGCACGCUGGUUUCUGGACCGGAGUUUCAUCCCCAUGUGGUGUGUCAGGCUCUAAUUUGGGAGACUGGAGACAGAGAGCUAGGGCAUGAAGAACCAGUUGGACUAAGGCAGCAUGAGAAAUGCAUCUUUUCCUCCACUGUUGUUAAGGAUGAAAAGAAAAGACCUUGCUUCACAAACUUGCGCGUCUACACCCAUUGGACUGGUAUUUUAGUUUUUUGAAAGGACUGAGACAAAAAGGGACCUUGCUCUGCUUCUUUUCCCUUUCACAGACCUGCCUCCUGGAUCCCAGUGGAGUUGGAGACUGUCAGGAGCAUUUCGACCCAGAUUAAACUCAUAUGAUGGGGUGAAAGAAAACCCCAAUGGAUCUGGGAAUUCUUUAACCUGUCAGCAGCUGAGCUUCAUUAACAACUAGCCCUGGUUAUCCUCUCAGCCAGUUAUAACUUCAGCUAUGUCUGGAGGGGGUGGAGCUACCAGACGCCUUAGACCUCCGUAGCACAUACACUGCACUUCCCGUUCUGAUAUUCAUGUUGAUGGCAUAUCCUCCUACAGACUGCAGAUUUCAUUUGUUAUUUUUUUUUCUUUAGAUUUUCUUUCCCACCCAGUUGGCACGUUAAUAGUUUUUAUCAUGAUUUGGUAUCUCUCAAAUAAUGCCUAUUUACACAUAUAUAUCCUCCAUUGUAAGUUCUGUACAUCUUUAACAAGGAGGCACAAUAAAUCAGUCACGAAAGUGCAUCUAGACAGGAUCGAAAAACAGAAACGUCUGUGGAAAACAGAAAACGUGUGCCAUGGAGAGGAAGGAAAAUGGAAGUAUUUGUUUGGAGGCUGUAAAUCCAUCCAAAGAAGCCGUUACGGAGAUGUGUUUAUCGAGAAGCAGCUGGUGGCUGAUUAGAAGGAGUACUCAGGGUUCCUACCAGGCCUGGAAAAUAUAGAGAAGUGGUGAUUGAAUAAGUCUUUCAAGAUGCGAAGUAAUAUUUGUACUGUCCCACAACACCAAACUAAUGUUUUUAUGGGUCUGAGUGAUAGUUGGUCAGUAUUAAUGACUCAACAGUUACUUCAUGUUGGAGCUCUGGCUUCUAAAAGUCACUUCCCAGACUGUACUCUAUUUAGUAUUUAUGUCAGACAAGGAGUAAUAAGUAUUUGUUGGAGCUCAUGGAUACACACAAUGUGAAUGUUAACAGAAACACAGAGCACUAUUAAGUUUUGGGGGGGGGAGAAAACAUUCCAUUAUUUAUUUAGAAUUUAACACUUAGAGGUGGAGGUGGUUUGAUCAUUGAACGACCCACCAAAUGUAAUCAGAUUCAAAUAGCGCAAACGUUUGAUUAGUGCACAGAAAUACGUGACAUUUCUUUCUUCCAUCUGAGCCCCGCCCACUUCAAAACAUUACAAAGAGCACAGACAAAAAACAUAAAAUACAAAAACUGACCAAGUGUUUUUGCAUUGAGAAUCCAAGGGCUCACAGAAAGAAGUACAUCCAGAAAAGGGCCUUAAAUGUUCCUUUAAAACUAUGUGAAAAGGUGGUGUAUUGUUUUAGUGACUCAAAACACUUGCCACCUCCCAAAAUGGUUAGAAAGACAGCUACAUUUGUGAAUAGAAGCUGUGUAGGAUUGAACCACAUGGCAGUAUAAAGCUCAUUCGUAUGAAGUGUUUUUUUGUUCAACCAUUGCUCCUGGUGAGAAAGGUUUGACGUACACACGACCUGGAAAAACACAUACACACACACACACACGCACAUAGUGAGGAGGGUUGGGGUGCCAUACUGCCCCCAGCAGGCGAUGGGAAGGACUGUGCCUCCUCUGAUAUCAGUUCUGUUGCUGUAUUAUUGUCUAUCUUGUGUAUUAUUGUUGGAGGAUGCUGUGUAAACACAUGUGACUCUGCGUUAUAUGCCUUCAGUGUUUUUAUCCUACUUUGCACAUAACAGAUUUUAUAGGAUGCUUUAGUGUUUUGCUGGCUCACUUUAAGAGUCAGUGUGGCUGAAUCUGGACAAAUUCUUUGUUUUCUUUCGCUCGGUCACACACACCAACACACACACACACACACACACACGCUUCUGUGCCUUGCCCUGCUGCUGGACAUAUCUCGCCUACAGUUGCUUCAUUGGCCACGCACAUGCUACCUUUGCUUUCUUUUUUAGUCACACAAACAAACAUGUCUUUUGGCUGAGAGCUGUGCCUUCUGAGCUACACACACACACACAAAAACACACACACACACAAAAACACACUCUGCCUUCUGCUCGGGGUACAGACACCACCCAUUUUUUACUUCUUACUGCUCUGUGCACUCACACUAUAGGCACAUCAGGAGAAGUUUUUGAACAUAAAGUAAAUACUUUUGAGGCAUUUCUAGCUUUUCUAGAUUACAUAGUGAAGGAUGGCUGGAAAGCUGCCACCCCGAGAGGGCCAUCUGCUUGAUUACAGCCCACAGUGUUGCAGGUACACCUGUCCUGUUUCUGUGUAUCCAUUUUCAUCAACACAGAGACUAUAGAAGAGAUGGUGAAGAUGACAAAGCAUCUGAAGGUUUAAACAUAUCAGUGUGUGUGACGCUGCUUUUCGUGGUUCUGUUUUCUUGGAGUUGUCAGCUGCUGUGGUCUUGUGUUAUUGAUGAUUAUUUCCCAAGAUGCUCCCUCCAACUUCAAAAUGAAUGCGUAAAUUGUUUUGGAGUCUCUGGCAGCAGAAUAACACAUUCCUAUCACAUUCUUGCAGCCUGCAGCCUGUGAAGAAAAGUCUUAAUAGCCGACUGUGCCCCCAAACACGGCAAGACCCUGUUCCAGCACUGAAACUGUUAUCAGCAUCCUCAAUUUGUCACCGUUGUAGACCAGAACAUUGUGAUCAGAUGGGGGAGGGAGCAGGGUGAUCCCUCCUUGCUGUGCUAGCUUAAAUUAGAGUGGAGGUUUUACAGUACAUGACACAGAUCUGAUAAUGUUCCCUGUAGCAUUUCUGACCCAAAGUAGGCCUUCUCUCCUGACGCUGACCCAAUACACACAUUUUAGGUUUUGUCUUCUUGAGUUAAUUCUCAAAAUAAUUGGAAGAAGCACCAGUUUUCAGGUCAACGUCUGCACUGUGACUGUGACAGGAACAUCAAGAAAUAAAGAGCUGCAUCGGUUGAGAGCAUGUUGGGAAAUUCUUCAUUGUGACAGUCAGAUGUCCAGGGAGCGGCAUGUUUUCUCAGGUGAAAUCUGAGUGCGUGGUUCAGUCCUCUGAUAACAGGGACAGAAACAAGUCAAAUAAAAGCUGACUUGAGUGUUAGGUUUUGGUCACAACUUUAACUGGACUGAUUUUCUUUCUAGCAUCACUAUGUAGUAAAUCUGUCUGUUCUACAUUGCUGCCGGUGGAAUCCAGGUUCCUUUCACAUCCAGGACUAUUUUUAAAUGGUUUUGUCUCACACACUGUGCUGAGGUAUAUUUCAGCAAUAUCUAACAAUAUUAGAUCACCUGAAGAUGUUACAGAGCCUUUUACGACUGCACAAAGCAGCCAACACCAACCACUGGAGGUUAUCAUUUUCCUGGAUAAAAAAAGGAGGCUCAUUAAAUUAAAUAUUUGAUGGGGUAAUUAAACAAGAGUUUUUUGUGGAAAUGAGCACAGUGAAGGAUGUGAGGUUUGAUAUGCUAUACAGAUAUUCUCCCUCUGACAUAAACACAGCUAUCUACAUUUAAACAAAUAGUUGGACAUUUUGGGAAACCACCUUUUAUAGGAUUAAGGUGAGAUCACGCACACAUGAGUGGAAUCAAUCUAUUCACCUUACUCAGCAAGAGAACAAAUACGCUUUUUCCCCAAAAUGCCAACGUAUAUACUUGCUAUGUUAAGUGCAAAUUGGGUUGUAUCUUCCUUCUAGUCGUGGUAGCCUAGUUAAGGCUUUAUUACUUCAUAACAUAUUAAUCAGAACCUCAUUACUGAGCUAGAGUUAACAAAAAAAAUCAGAAUAUUUAUUAAUUUGCAGUUGUCUGGCAGGAAGAAAACCGUCCAGGCCAUCUCCAGCUGCAACAGAAAGUAAUCACAGCUCUUGUAGCUGGGAAACAAUUUUUAUAGCACUCACAUCUCCUCAACCUGUUUUUUCUCUCCAGUUGCUAUGGUUAAUUUGGCUGCAGCCCGGUGUCAUUCUGUAAUGGAGAAUAGGUUUCUGCAGCAGGGACAGAACUUUCACUCACUGAGAAAAAUCCGGCCCGUCCAGGCGGUUGGCAGAGUGUUAUCGCCUGCGACUGUUACCAGCGUGCUGUUCUGUUCGAGGCUGAGGCGAGGACGGCCUCCGACAGCUCUCUGUCAGUUCACUAGUCUGCAUUAAACAGAAACAACUCUUUAGCAGCAGUCCCACAUAUCAGACUGUCGCUGUGGAUUGUAACACCAACACUCAUACCUCUGUCAGCUGUUGUGCUAGUAUGCUCAAGUAUGAAGUGUCAAGUAGGAUUAAAGGCUGCUUAGUGAAUACAUCUGCCAGCAAACUUACUGCUGACUCAUGAAUCAGAUUCUGUAGCUUUAGAGAUUGAAUUGGUGAAAUCUUUCCAUGUGGCUGGUUUCAUGCUGUCUGGAUCCGUCAUCAUCUAGUACCGGCUUACUGUCGCAUUCGUCAGCAGGACUACCUUUUGGAUGAGGUAGUACACAUGUAUUUACUACACUGAAACAUAUGUGAUCCAACUCUUUGUAUCUUAUGCUAUUGUGCAAAUAAAAGCUUCAUGAA
This is a messenger RNA of Etheostoma spectabile (orangethroat darter), 9382 nucleotides long. RefSeq names its product ST3 beta-galactoside alpha-2,3-sialyltransferase 2 (gene st3gal2). Gene Ontology annotation, cellular component: membrane. Lineage: Eukaryota; Metazoa; Chordata; Actinopteri; Perciformes; Percidae. The coding region runs from base 2261 to 3373 and encodes 370 amino acids. Gene Ontology annotation, molecular function: beta-galactoside (CMP) alpha-2,3-sialyltransferase activity. Gene Ontology annotation, biological process: sialylation. The record is from RefSeq and is a predicted model, not a curated record. The transcript is spliced from 9 exons.